AUGUAUGAAUUUGAUGUUCGCCUGGCUGAAGUGGCGGACCUGGAUGAGAUUAGCAAGCUGAUCCGAUCGCCGGGUGUCAAGUGGUUCGGCAAUAUCCGUCCAAAGUUUCGGGGCAAGCACACCCUCUUCCAUUCCUAUCAGACCUACAGGAUGGUGGCCCUAUGCAGACAAUCCUCUGAAUUGGUGGCCUAUGCCGAAUUCCGGAAUUAUCCGUCCAUGUCAGCUUUGCCCACGGAUUGCUGGCUGGAAUGGCUAUCUGUCAGAUACUGUUUGACAGUGUCCAUCAGCUGGCUGAAUGCUUUGUUUUUUAACUUUUGCAUUUACAAGAGCGAGUACUCCGCCGUUCUCGUGGAAAUCAUUAAGGAGGUGUUGUACAGGGAGAACAGGGUGUGGUAUCUUAUCGCAGUGAGGAAUCCGUAUGUUCGACAACCUUCCCACUUCAAUGAGACCUUCGACGAUUUGGAAAAAAUUGCCGAGGUGUUUUAUCCACACGAGUUUAGCACGGAGAACAACUCUAACACGCAGUCCUUAUAUAUUGUGCAUCGGUUCGACAUACUGCCCAGGAUUACUUACCGGAAGGCACUACCCGAAGACAAUGAUGAUAUAAUAGCACUCCAAGCGGUUGAGAUGCCUGAACUCCGUGAGGAGUUGGGCGAAUUCUAUAUAGCGGAGGAGGUGAUGAGGCAGGAUUCCGAUGCCGAGAAGAGUUUGCUGGUUGUGGCAGAGACAACAAACCUGUGCGAGGAGACCGACUUAGCCAUCUUCCUGUGGCUGACCACGGACAUAGACAUCUUGUUUUAUGUGCAAAACUACGAGGUGGAACAAUUCGGCAAUCUGGUGAAACCCGUCGAUAGCAAGUCCUUCCACUAUGAGACGAUGACGGUGUCCUCGGUCCAGCGAAGAGCAGAGGCCAGUAUGUUCACCGCAGAUGCUCUGGAGGAAUUGGAUGCCAUGACGAUCCUGGGAGGUCUGCAGAAAAUUGACAGCGGUAUGAGUGUGGCCAGCGCCGGAAAGAUGAAGGUAAGCUCCAUCGGUGGGACAAUUGACGAUACAGUCACAGCGAGCGAAAACAAGUUUUAUAUGAGAGAAUGCCUGUACUCCAAGUUCAAGUACAUCCUUGAGAAACUUCGCAGCACUGAGUACUAUUUGCGGCACGAGCAGAACGUGAUGAAUUUCAUAUAUCCCGCCGGAAAAGAGCCUGCAGGACCGGCAGCUCGGGAGGCGGCCUCAAAUAUUUUCAUCCUGAAGUGUAUUGUGGCGCAACAGGAUUUUCCUCUGCCACGCCUCUUCAACGCAAUGGUGGCCAUGUUCGGGGCAUAUCCAGAUAGGGACUACUGCAUGAUGGUGAUGAAUGCUAAGAACAAGGCCAACAAAAGCUAUCUGGAGGUGUUGCAGUACUUUAUGCCCGUGGUCUCAAGACCAAGUGAUGUGAGCAACCUCGACGAGGUGUACAUUACCCAUCGGAGCACCAUCUUUGGGGAUAUUAGCCUGUAUAAACUGGAAAAGGAGGAUGUGCCCGUGGUGCAAAAAAUGGCCCUGGGAAACUUGGACGCAGAGGAACAUUCCGCCGAUUCCAGCAGCACCACCAGCAGCUUCUCAUACUGCUCCAAGAUCAACGAGCGGGCGGAACUGGAGCACGAGCUUUAUUUUCUGGAUGCCAUAAUGAAGGAUGUGCUGGAUAACGAGUUCAGUGAGUUUGCGGUCUUUACGAUUCGGUGCGGAAACUCCACGAGAUCGGCCAAGGAAAACACUUCGAUUGGAUUUGUGGUGCUUCGGCAGUUCCACAGCCAUGCCAAGCUCUUUGACCACUACCACCUGCCCAGGCACGACAAUCAUUUGGAUCGACGAAGGGCCGAGAUCAUAUCGGUGCGAUUGCAUCCCCUCUUCUUGGUCAGCUCCGAUCUGAUCUUCAGGGAUUUGGCCAGAAAGACUAAUUUCUACGACUUUUACUUCAUCAGUGCUUUCGAUGGUUAUAAGUACAGCAACGACCUGAAGAAAAUGAUGAUGGUAUUAGAGCCAAAGCCUGUUAAAAAAGCUCCGGUUUUUUCCGGAGUCAAUGUGGAUCAGAAGAAGCCGAAGAGCCGGUUGCAUGUGCCCACUCCCGAUUUCGCCAAGGAUUAUCUAACCAUCUACCGGCACAAACUCAAUCCGGUCAAGUGGUUCACCAACAGCAGGAAGCUGGUCAUAAUUGGUUUUGGUGCACUGACCAAGGCUUUUCUACGGCAGCUGGUCUUUCAGUGGAAUAGCAAGGACCACAAGAAUUCGGAAAACUUCACCUGCUUAAGUCGACUUCAAGUAACUGUGAUAUGUCGGGCGGGAAUCGUGGAGGCGGAUUACGACAGCCUUUUCAAGUGUCCUUAUUGCACGAGCACCCUAGGAUGCUACCUUUCCUACCAGAACGAGUCCUGCUUCGUAAGGGAUUGUUGUUUGCGCCUUGACCUGCGAUACUGGGUGCACUUUGUGCCCGGAAAGGUGCAGCAGAUUAAUAGGGAGAAAAAGCUGGUGAAAUUGGAGUCCUGCGAAAUACACUACGACACCCUACUUCUAAUGUGUGAUCGGAUGUUCGUGCUUCGAUCUCCGGAAACGCCGGUAACCACCGGAAGACCCAGCAACCUCGUCGAACUUAACUUCCGUCUGAACAAGUUCAUGCUAUUCUACAAGGUUCGGGCUCUCCUGGAGCAUAUGCCGCGAACCUACUUGGUCCUGGUGUAUGGAUCCAAUUUGUACACCUACGAGUGCAUUGCCUUUCUCAUAGGCCAUGGCGUCGAUUGUUCGCGGAUGGUCUUCGUCCAGCCUCAUCGUUACACAGGCAAGGAAUCAGAUGCGAAGGAAAAGAAUCCCUACUGGGACAAAAAUCUGCAACUCAUCCUGGAUGAAAUCCUUGAGGAUAAAGGCGUCUCGAUCUUUAUAGACUACGACUUUCACCACUACAACCUGCACAAAUCGUCGGACUUCAUUAUGGAGGUGAUAUUUCAGCAUUUUCCCAGUCGAAAGCAGGCGACCUUCGAAUGUGAUCUGUUUAUCUCCUUUGAGGAGGGACACCUUAACCAAAGGCACAAGCAUUGGUUAAGGGCUUCCAAGAUCGAGUUUGAUGGCAACGAAAUUCUGGUAGACGAGCACUACCGGACGAAUGAUCCUGAUAUCUAUGCAUUUGGCAGCUUUGUCAAGAUCCGGAAGACGCCGAACUACCAGUACAGGUUUGUCAGUGAACGGGAGUUGGCCCGCAAGAUUUUACACUACUUGGGAAUCGUUACCCAGAAAAGUUUCGAAGAUCGAUUCUCAGAGCCUCUGCUCUUUCAGGCAAUUCUGCCGAUGCGCUAUUUCAUCACAAAAGUUACCAUGCCACGCAGAUAUCUCCAAUCGCAUUUGAAUGUCACGGAAAAUUGCAAAAUGACCACUUAUAAGAACUAUACCUUUUGCCGUGUAGGAUUAUCCACGCAUAUGAUGGUGGAUGAGAUCGUUGUGGUGACGAAAUUGGAGUGCCACUUGGACUUCCUGCAGCACUUUUGUGGCAAGCACGAAAAACUGCUGAACAAUCUCAAGUCGCGCUUUAAGGCCCGCACGAUUCACAAUUUUCUGAAGUAUUUUCAAGAGCCCUGGACAGAGUUGAUCAUGCACGAGAACUUUGAGGACCUUCAGGAAGAAAAUAGGGCACUUCUCACUCCCAUGGCUUCUUCCGCGCUUUCACGUGCUGAACGCGGUGCCUUGGGUGAUGUAACCGAUAUGGAUUUCUUCACGCUGAACAAGCGCUACAUAGAGAUCAAACUACUUUCUUUCCUGAGAGAGCAUCGCCGAGACUUUCUACAUGAAUUUGCCCUUCCCGAGGAUUUCCACAAAUUGGAUCUGCCCGAAUUCAAACGACACUUGGAGACGGAGGAGGAGAGUGAUGUGUCAUCAGAAUCGACAGAGACAUAGUUUUCACAAGCUAAGCAGUCCG
This is a messenger RNA of Drosophila suzukii, 3937 nucleotides long. Its product is annotated as cilia- and flagella-associated protein 61. Lineage: Eukaryota; Metazoa; Arthropoda; Insecta; Diptera; Drosophilidae. The record is from RefSeq and is a predicted model, not a curated record.